AAAAAAUAUCUUAAUUAUGUCAUUUGAAAACUUUAGAAUAUCUCAUAACAUAUCUUCUUUUGAAAAGAUCAUACACAUAGAAGAAUGGCAGCUUUAGCAUCAAACCCUCAAAUACUAACGACACAAGGUCACAGUAAUCACAAGAAGGAACAACUCUGGAGGAAAGAGAGUUUGAAUUUGGAGAAGAAGUGUGGGUUUUGUUGUGUGAAGGUUUACAAUUAUGAAAAGCUUGGGAGGUCACAAGUAGAGAAAGAGUGGAGGUUAAAGGCUUUUUGGUCAAACGUAUCACAGCCUGAGACUAUUGAGAUGGUACCCAUUAACGACGUUGAUGAGCUUGAAGCUGUUCUCUCUGACGCACGCAACCUCUCUCAGCCUAUCAUCAUCGAAUGGAUGGCUUCUUGGUGUCGGAAAUGUAUUUACUUGAAGCCUAAGUUGGAGAAAUUAGCAGCAGAAUAUAAUAACCGAACAAAGUUUUACUACGUGGAUGUGAACAAGGUGCCUCAGACUUUGGUGAAGCGUGGCAACAUUUCGAAAAUGCCCACAAUUCAGUUAUGGAAGGAAGGAGAGAUGAAAGAGGAAGUGAUAGGAGGUCACAAAGGAUGGCUUGUCAUUGAAGAAGUCAGAGAAUUGAUCAACAAAUAUGUCUGAUCCUCUUUUUUCUCUUCCCCAUAUCUUUUCUGUUAAUCUGUACAGUCGCUUUUAAUUUUUUUUGCUUUCUUCAUAUUUUUUGACAUUGAGAAUGAGAAAGAUAACUAAAGUUGAUAAGCUUUGUUUUAACUUUGCAAUCAAUUUUGUCAAAGAUUAAAU
This is a messenger RNA of Eruca vesicaria subsp. sativa (arugula), 807 nucleotides long. NCBI's taxonomy places the organism in Eukaryota, Viridiplantae, Streptophyta, Magnoliopsida, Brassicales, Brassicaceae. The record is from the annotation of a GenBank genome assembly.